Molecule: messenger RNA, 4346 nt
Organism: Cololabis saira (Pacific saury)
Lineage: Eukaryota; Metazoa; Chordata; Actinopteri; Beloniformes; Belonidae
Gene: n4bp3
Product: NEDD4 binding protein 3
Exons: 10
Coding region: 377-2299 (640 amino acids)
Cellular component (GO): cytoplasmic vesicle
Source: RefSeq, a predicted model, not a curated record
AAGUGGAGGAUGAAGAGUGUAGUGCAAAGCUCUCCGAGUUUAAUCAAAAUUGGAAUAGAGGACAGUUUAGUGGUUCCUCCCAGUUCCUUGUGAAAACGGGGGUAAAUCUUUAGUGGUGCUAAAUCAGUCCUCAACUCUAUCUUCUAAUUGAAUCAGUACAAAGUGAUCUUUCAGGGAGUUUCCUCCUCGUUCACAUGCUUCUCAGUUGUCAUCAAAUACUGAGAAACAGGAAGUUUAGCAAUGUUUUCCUCCGUGGUGUGAGCAUGAGACCAAAUGAGACAGAAACUGAGUGAGGAGCGACUCGGGAGCAGUGACGGGAACUCUCAGGUGGACAAACACACAGAGCGCCUUACCUUCUCAGAGAGCCCUGUAAUCAAUGGCAACGACAGUCCAGACUCUUCCUCUGACACGUGGCCCCAGCAAAGACUUCCGCCACCCUUUCCCAGCCCCUCCCCUCUCUCCGCGCUGCAUCAUGGGAAGUGUUGGCAGUCUGGUGGAAAGGCCCGACCUGUCUCCCACUAAAGGGAACCGCGCAGUCCCCCAGGUGAGGCCCAAACAGAACAAUGGGCUGCUGAAGAAAGGCCUCACCCAGAGGGAGCUGCUCAACUACCUCAACAUCACCAGAAAAGAGCCCAAAGCAAGUGUGAGUGGCGACGGCAAGAGGGACGUUACCAGUGGCCGAGAGGAGGAUGACGUUUACGCCAAAGUCUACCAUAAAGAUGGCACUGAAGUAGAUCUGACGAAGAACUCGCUGCCAACUGGGGCCAAGUAUGACAAGGUUCGUUUCCGGUCCUCUGCCUUCAAGCCUGUCACCCCCAAAAACUUCAGCUCCAUGCAGAAUCUCUAUCCAUCCUCCAAACUGGAGGAUACGGAUCAGGGCCUUUCCAAUGGAUUGCACAGAUCGUACGCAGAGGUCCCGAAAGCCGUCUCCAGCUCCUCUUCUUCGUCCUCGCCCUCCCGUCACGGGGGGCUAACUUCAGGAGGCAACAAGGCCCUCUCCUCUGUGCGUGUGAUGAGCCAGGAGGAUGAUAACCUGUCGGACUCGGGCCAUAACUCCAUGAGCAGCCUGCCGCCAUACCGCCCGCCCUUCCGUCCACAUCUGGGGCACAUCAGCGCAUCUAUGGGCCACAUCAACACCAUCGGCUCCCUGGAGCGCACGACUCUGAGCUCGAGGGCAGUGGGAUCAGGAGGCGGAGGGAUAGGGGAGAUGGCGUGUCGAAGCAUGGCCACGCUGAACCGACUGACUCCGUACGGCGGCGAGGCUCCACCUCCCUAUGAAUGGACCCUGUCCCUCUCCAUGGAGGACGUGGUACGGGAUCUGGAGGAACGCCUGGUGGAGAAGGAGCAUGAACUCAAACAGAUGAAAAGAAACCUGGACGAAAGUGAGGGCGCCAUCGCUCAGGUGUUUGAGGGAAAACAGCGCCUGUGGGAGAAGGAGGUGGAGGACCUGAAGCGUCUGUACGCCGCUAAGCUGCGUCAGGUCUCCCAGCAUGCCCAGCGUUCGCAGCGCAACUUGCAGUUGCAGCUGUUCAAGGCCCAGCAGGAGAAGAAUCGACUACAAGAGGAGCUUAACAGCGUGAAAAGGGAAAUGAGGCACGAAGCCCCAGCCAUGCCAAAGCCAACCAGCCCGACCCUAGAGGAGACGCAGUGGGAGGUUUGCCAGAAAUCAGGGGAGAUCUCCCUGCUGAAGCAGCAGCUUCGGGACUCCCAGGCAGAGGUGACCCACAAGCUGAGCGAGAUCUUCCAGCUGAAGACACAGCUCAGGGAGACGCGAACAGAGCUGCGCAACGGGGAGGCCCAGAUAGAGGAUCUGAAGCUCAUCCUGCAGGGGACGCAGCGUGGCUGGUGUCCCUCUAAAAGUGCAUGUGAAGAUGGGAAAGGACCUGAAGACAAUUCAUCAACAGGGGCCACAGGAGUCUGCGGGGGCCCUACGGAGGAGCGUCUGCGUGCAGAGCUGCUGCUGGAGCGGCGCCAAAACGAAGCCCAGGUCCUGGCGUUCGAGGAAGAGAGGCACACAUGGCAGACGGAGAAGGACAAGGUCAUCCGCUACCAGAAGGAGCUGCAGGCCAGCUACCUGGAGAUGUACCACCGCAACGAAGCGCUCGACAGGGAACUGCACCAGCUGAGGGCGGGCAGAGAGCGGGGAGAUGACGGAGUGGAGGGGGGAGGGGGGAGCGGAGCAGGAACACUGGAAAGGGAAAUGCCAGAGCUCAAGAGUGAGACAGCAGGAGAAACGCAAAGGGACGCUCCUUCCUCCAGUCUGCCGUGGAUCGAGAGGAUCGAAUCAUCUGAAAUCUGAAUGUGACAGACUCGUUUGCGACGCAAACUGUGUUCUCCUGAGGUGGUGUCUGUGGAAGAGCAUGUCUGUCAGCAAAAGAAAAACUAAAUGAACCUAUUAAAUCCUGAAAUUGUAAGGUAGUAAGUCACAGUUAUCCAAUCAUUAGCGAAGACAAUACUGAGGAAAGUCAAAAUCCCCAUACACCACACAGAUCACACACUUGGACAAGAGUGUGUGGUCUGUGUUAGACAAACCAUAAUUACAAGAUGUCUAAUUCAGAUUACAAAGUGUAAUUGAUUUAAUUACAACAAAAAGGAAGUACACCUUCUGUCAGUUGUUUGGUUUUACAUAUCAGGUCAUAAAUGUCUUCUGGCCCUUACCACGUCUUGAAAUUAAGCAAAUACAACCACAGAUGAACAACACAUGACAUGAUACUAUUUCCAACAAACAAAAUGAAGCCGCGUGCAGAAGCAGAGUAUGAAAAACUAAUUACACUCUUGUUGUUUCCGUGGGAGUUAAGAGAGGAGGUGGCUAAUCAUAAACCAGCGAGCGUGAGCACGCCUAUAACAGCUCUGACGGGAGAACGACAUGAAAACAACCCCAGCUUGACACCUCAGACUCCACUCUGUGUUCAAUGUUAGAGCUCAUUGUAGGAGAUUUAUGAUGCUCAGCAAGUAUGGUUGUGUUUGGGAGCGUUGCCAUGGGGACAUCUCUUCUUUCUCUAAACAAAAAAAAGAACAAUACAGUGUUUCUUUUGUUUUUAAAACUGCAGAUGAGACACGUCUUGAACAUCGUUCCUUGGACAGACAAGACCAAAGUGGAAAUCAACUCCAACACCUCACGGGGGUGGAUGUGGGAUUAUUUGCGGUAUGUUUCGCAGCUGCAGGAAUCUGGCAACUUGCAGUCGUUGACUCAGUCAAGAGCUCCUGUGUAUACCAAAAUAUUCCAGUCAAAUAUGAGGUCAACCAUCUUUAUAACUAGAUCAUGCAGCAAGAAAAUGAUCCCAAACAACGAUAAAGUGAUAAUACAGUGCUGCUUUCACUGGUUCUCAGGACCACUGAGUUAAGGACUGUAUUUAGGGGUUUUUUGUAUACUGUUUCUGUAUUUUGGUUUAGAAAAAUGACACAUCAGAUAACGUUAUGUGUUGUUUUUCAUCUAAGGUACUUUUCUAAUUUAAAAACUGGGUCCGCCUUAGUUUUUUUUUCGCCAACAAAAAAAUCCUUCAACUUGAAAGUGGGCGUACUUUCUUCUUUUACGUGACAGCAGAUUAAGUGUCAAAAUGUUGCGCAUCUCAAAAGUUGCAGCCAUUAGGCUUUCUCAUGUUCUUUCUCUUAUUUAUUUUUCUUGUUUUCCUGGUAGAGAACAGCUUCCAUAGGUUCCCAUCUGUUCUCCUCUUCCUCCCCGAGCACCCUCGUUGAUUGUGUAAUGUCCUUAUCCUGCAAAGACUGGAUGCGUUGCCUCCUUCUGAACACGGUCGCACUGAGACUUGUGCCAUCCUCAGCAGGAGAGCGUCGUCAUUUCUGUAAAACUACAGUCAAGCACCUGAGCUGCCCUGCUUCAGAGUUUUGUAAAUGAUUCAGUCACUUUCAGCGUCUCAGCACACCUGGUUCAUCUAAGCUCUAGAAAUACAACUACACAUCUGGGUGAAGCAUGGACAGCCAAAGAUGUCUGGUUUCAAAGAAGCCAAUGAUAUUUAUUUGCCAUUAGAAAAAAAAAAGGUGCCCUAAACUAAAAUGUUGAACUUAUUUUAUUAAGUUUCCAUUCAGGUGAGAUCCAUAUACUUUGUACAGAACUGCAGUUUUUUGUUUUUUUGUUUGUUUUGUUCUUUUUUAUUGACUUUUUGUGGUUAUAUUCCAAAAACACAAUCUGUGCACUUCCACAUCCCCGAUUGCAGCUCAUGGAUUUGAAAGAUGAUUACAUUUACCCUGCUUACUGGUGAGAAGCGUUGCACAUGCAUGACGUAGUGUGGUCUAUUCAUAUAUGAACCAUCAAAAGCCAGCUCUCUAUCGACCUUUCAACAUACUGUGACUCUUGUCUAUUUACUGGAAUUAAAACUACUGUGUACAUA